This is a messenger RNA of Dovyalis caffra, 675 nucleotides long. The record is from the annotation of a GenBank genome assembly. Lineage: Eukaryota; Viridiplantae; Streptophyta; Magnoliopsida; Malpighiales; Salicaceae.
AUGAUCUUGGAAAAAAGAAAUGGUGAUCACACAGAAACAAAAAAGCAAACCCAAGGCCGCCAAAAAAUAGAAAUCAAGCGAAUAGAAGAGAAGAGCAAUCUGCAAGUGACCUUCUCAAAACGCCGAGGUGGUCUAGUCAAGAAAGCAAGCGAGCUAUGCCUUCUUUGUGGGGCUCAAGUGGCCAUUCUUGCCUUCUCUCCAGGCAAAAAGGUGUUUGCCUUUGGUCACCCCAACGUCGACAUAGUGCUCGAUCGGUAUCUCAACGAGAGUUCUACUUCUAGCGAACGAGAGGCGCCUGCGACUAAUGACCCUCAAGUCCAACGUUGGAACAAAGAGUACGAGGAGGCAUUGAAAGUGUUGGAGGAGGAGAAGAAGCAUGUAGCAAUGAUCGAAGAGUGGAAUGAGGUGUGUGAAAAUGAUGCUAAUGCAGGGUUUUGGUGGGAUAGAUCUAUUGACGAGAUGGGGUUGGAAGAACUUGAGGAGUAUGUGAGGGCCAUGCAAGAGUUACGGAAGAAUGUGGCUAGUAGGGUUAGCGAAUUAACAAUGGCUAAUGAUCAGUUUGGUAAUCAGAAUAUGGGCAAUUUUGAUCUCGGUGGUGUUAACGGGUUUAGUCUUGAAGAUGGGCUUUUUGGAAGAAGUGAUGGAGGGCCAACGGAUGACGUUCUACAUGCCUAA